Messenger RNA from Helobdella robusta, 465 nucleotides. RefSeq lists its product as hypothetical. The transcript has 2 exons. The record is from RefSeq and is a predicted model, not a curated record. NCBI's taxonomy places the organism in Eukaryota, Metazoa, Annelida, Clitellata, Rhynchobdellida, Glossiphoniidae. Gene Ontology annotation, molecular function: catalytic activity. The coding region runs from base 1 to 465 and encodes 154 amino acids.
AUGCCAUCACAAAGAAAAACAACGGCCCCUAGUCCCCAGCAGGCCUUAAGUGGUCAAGGGGUGCCAAGAAUCCCUGGGAAGUAUGCAAUAGCGGAGGGAUGUUGCAAAAAAAUUCAGAAUGGCCCCUCUAUGGUACUUAGACUUGGAACGCUCAAUGUUGGAUCACUGACUGGCCGCAGCAUGGAAAUCGCAGAAAUGCUCGAGCGUAGAAGGAUUGACAUCUGCUGCCUUCAGGAAACCCGAUGGAAAUCGAAUGAUGUCUGUCUGGUCAACUCAGACAAAGAAAAAUAUAAACUAUUCUGGAAUGGUCAAAAGACGGCCAAAAAUGGUGUUGGAAUUUUUGUCAGAGAACCGCUAGCCCAAGAAGUUCAUUUCGACAGAUCACCAUUGGUCAUCAGGUUCAUUAUUUUAACAUUUCACGAGUUUCUAUCAGGUUCAUCAAUUCGACCAGGGAUUAUUAAUUAA